AUGGCUCCUUCUUUGCCACCAAAUCCACCUGCAUUAUGGAAACCUCAUGAAAGCCCUUAUUUUACAAUUAGUUGUGAUGCCUCUUUUGAUAUAAACAAUGGUCUAACAGGUGUUGGUUUGAUCUUGCGUGAUUUUGCAGGAAACUGGAAGAGAUGCUUCGCAAAGUCAUAUGCAGGAGUAGCUGAUUCAGAAAGAGCAGAAUGUCUAUCCAUGUACGAUGCAGUGGUUUGGUGUAGGGAAAUGCGAAUAUCUCAUGAUAUGUUUGAGACAGACUUACAAACUAUUGACGGUUUCAUUAACAACUCUUCAUCAGCUAUUGUAUGGGAAAAUGAGGAUAUUCUGCACGAUGUAAUUCACAUUAUGAAGGGUUUUCCUGAUUGGAAAUGUCGUUUUAUUCCUAGGAAAUGUAAUAAACCUGCAGAUGAACUUGCUAAGUUCGGCAAGAAGUUUAAUGUCACACAUGUUUGGCACGAUAAGCCUCCUAGUGUUAUUGAGAACCUUCUAUUGUUAGAUAGUAUUUAUUCUCGAUAUUAA
Molecule: messenger RNA, 534 nt
Organism: Papaver somniferum (opium poppy)
Lineage: Eukaryota; Viridiplantae; Streptophyta; Magnoliopsida; Ranunculales; Papaveraceae
Exons: 1
Coding region: 1-534 (177 amino acids)
Molecular function (GO): RNA-DNA hybrid ribonuclease activity; nucleic acid binding
Source: RefSeq, a predicted model, not a curated record